This is a messenger RNA of Setaria italica (foxtail millet), 968 nucleotides long. RefSeq lists its product as uncharacterized. The transcript has 3 exons. The coding region runs from base 233 to 535 and encodes 100 amino acids. NCBI's taxonomy places the organism in Eukaryota, Viridiplantae, Streptophyta, Magnoliopsida, Poales, Poaceae. The record is from RefSeq and is a predicted model, not a curated record.
GCAUAAUAUGCUUAUUAGUGUUUGCGUGGUUCCCGACUCUUCUUCUUCCUUCUGCUAGCUCUCUACUGUAGCGGUGGAAAGGCUCUUCAUCCAUCCGGCUUGUCCUCGCCGGUUCCCUGCGCUUCUGGACGCCUUCCCGGCUCCGGUGGUGUGGGGAACCGGGGAUCUGUCAUCCAGAUGUAUAAACCUCUUCCUAAUAAGUAGUUCUUAGCUAGGUUAGGGUUAGUUACCCAUGGUAGAGUCGAUGUGGUAUGGCCAUGGGUUCUUCUCCCUCCCGUUAUUCCUUGGUGAUGGCAUCAAUUAUGGUGAAAUCUCUGAUGGCUUAGCUGUGAGGUGCUUAUGUACUUCGCCGGCUUCACCAAGCAGAUUUGGGCUUUUCCUCUGCUGCAUCAGCAACAUUGGAGAGAGACGAGGGCAAUGGGCCUUCAAGUUACUCUGUGCUAGGCUGAUGGGUAACAAGUCAGCUGGAAAAGGAGUCUCCACCUAUAAUCCUACGUGGCUUGGCUUCGCGUGGAAACAGCUUCGUUCUCAAUAAGCAGAUGAUGCUCAAAACGGGAAAGUGUCAAAGUGUUGUUGAUGCAUGUGACUGGGAGGGACGGGAAGAAACGGAUGCUGCUCUGUCUAGCUCAAGGGCCUGCCGCCUCGGCCAGUACAGUACUACGAGCAGUGACGACGACUUGACAGCCGGAGGAGGCUUGGGGAUGAGUCGUCUCAUCUGCAGUUACUACAGGAUGGCAGUUGGUCUAUGAGCCCCUGCCUUGCCAACCAUGCAGUUCCUUGACUUCCUUCUGAACGCCCGAGGGGAGUGGCUCAGGAAAAUGUUAUAAAGAGCAGCCACACUUUGUGGAGAAAAUCUCUUGACUAGCAUGAACAUGAGUACACGAUUGACGAAGUCAAAAUUAAAUGAUAUAUCACUCCCGUUCAAACGGCGAAGGUAUAUAUGGACGGAACAAUUAUAUUUAUAUCAA